AUGUGGAAGCCCCCGAUAGACUUUCUAACCUUGCAUUAUGCGUGGAUUAUUACACUGAGUAUUCUUAGCUUGGUGAUUAUCUAUCCGUAUGGUAAUUUACGGGCGAUUGAUGCGUACUUCUUUGGUGCGAGUUCGUCUACCGAGUCGGGGUUGAAUACGGUCGAUGUCAAGGCUUUGAAGACCUAUCAGCAGGUUUAUGUCUAUCUCAUUCCUAUUCUGGGGAAUCUGGGGUUCAUUAAUAUCAUCGUGGUGGUGGUUCGGUUGCGCUGGUUUGAGAAACGGUUGAAGGCUGUUGCUCCGCAUCUCUUACGGCCGCAGCCUUCUAUAGGUCAAGACGCUGAGGCACAGCUUCAAGAUGAGCAUAAUCGGAAGGUUGUCCCGGACGCCGGUGAACAGCGGGAGCAGCAUGAAUGUGAAUAUUCAGACGAAAAUCAGGCUGGAGUCAACGAGAUUCCAGAGAUCUCUCCCAGUUCCGACAGGGUGACAGACCUAGAGGUCGACACUAAGACCCCCAUGCCGAACCUGGCUCCCUUCCGUCAGACUAUUCAGUUCGCCGAUGAAGGGCCAUCGACAAAUGAGAAAGCCCUAUACAUUCCUCCGCCAUGGAGACGCGAUAGAGGUGCGCAGGAACUACAGGGCUUCUGUUGCCUUCCAAAUCUGACAAUCAUGCUCAGGCCGAAAGGAAAAUCCAUCAUGUCAACCUACACCGACCAAGAACGCAUCGACGGACUCCGUCGUCGCCAAACCGCAACGAGCAUCUACUCCACAACCACACGGCCCCUCGAGCAAGCUGCGUCGAUGAUGUUUCGAGUCGGAGGGUCCGCAAGUUCUACUCGUGCUCCCAAUCCCAAACGACAAUUCAAGAACCUCGCUCUACCCAAUAUCUCCACGCAAGCGACGCAGAGCCGAAACUCCCAGUUCCACAACUUGACAGCCGAGGAUCGUCAGAAACUGGGUGGUAUUGAGUACCGCAGUUUGAAACUGUUGCUGAAGAUUGUUAUCGGAUAUUUCGUCGGGCUGCAUCUUUUCGGUGCCAUCUGUCUGGUGGGAUGGAUUUUGCACUCUGACUCGAGAUACCGUGAUUACCUUGCCGAGUGCGGCCAAGGAGAUGUUUGGUGGGGCUUCUACUCCUCUCAAACAAUGAUCUCCAAUCUCGGCUUCACCCUAACCCCCGACUCAAUGGUCCACUUCCAAGAUGCAACAUUCCCAUUGAUCGUCAUGAGCUUUCUCGCCUUCGCCGGAAACACCUGCUACCCAUGCCUCCUCCGCCUGAUUAUCUGGCUCAUGUACAAACUCUGUCCCCAGAACUCCUCCAUGAAAGAAACCCUGUCUUUCCUCCUCGACCACCCCCGUCGCUGCUUCACGCUCCUCUUCCCAAGCAAGCCAACCUGGAUUCUAUUCGGUAUCCUAUUCGUCAUGAACGCCAUGGACGUGAUCUUCAUUAUCGUCCUGGACCUCCACAAUACAGCCGUCGAUAACCUCCCCGCUGGCCCGCGUGUGCUCGCGGCUAUCUUCCAAGCUGCUUCUACUCGCCAUACGGGGACUGCCAUCUUUAACCUGGCGGAUGUCAAUCCCGCGGUGCAGUUUAGCUUGGUGGUGAUGAUGUAUAUUGCCGUCUUUCCUAUCGCAAUCAGUGUCAGGGCGAGUAACGUUUAUGAGGAGAAGACCUUGGGUGUUUAUACUUCGGAAGCGGCUGCUGAUGAGAAGGACGGGAGUUCUUACAUCAUUACACACAUUCAAAACCAGUUGAGUUUUGAUUUGUGGUAUAUCUUCCUCGGGUGCUUUUGCAUUUGCAUUGCCGAGUCCGGGAAGAUUGCGGAUACGAGUAUUCCGGCAUUCUCGGUCUUCUCGGUUUUGUUCGAGGUGGUUUCGGCAUAUGCCAAUGUCGGUCUUAGUCUGGGCUUUCCUACUAACAGUGCUUCCCUCUCCGGAGAGUUUACUACAUUCAGCAAACUCGUUAUUUGUUUCAUGAUGAUCCGAGGCCGGCAUCGUGGAUUGCCGUAUAGCAUUGAUCGGGCCAUUGUUCUCCCGGGCGAGAACUUUGUUGAUCGUGGAGAGGACGGUGUGUCACAGAGCAGGGAGUUGACACAAUAA
Molecule: messenger RNA, 2094 nt
Organism: Penicillium atrosanguineum
Lineage: Eukaryota; Fungi; Ascomycota; Eurotiomycetes; Eurotiales; Aspergillaceae
Product: potassium ion transporter
Exons: 9
Coding region: 1-2094 (697 amino acids)
Biological process (GO): intracellular potassium ion homeostasis; potassium ion import across plasma membrane
Cellular component (GO): plasma membrane
Molecular function (GO): high-affinity potassium ion transmembrane transporter activity
Source: RefSeq, a predicted model, not a curated record